Cooperia oncophora is the source of this 345-nucleotide messenger RNA. NCBI's taxonomy places the organism in Eukaryota, Metazoa, Nematoda, Chromadorea, Rhabditida, Trichostrongylidae. The record is from the annotation of a GenBank genome assembly.
AUGGAAAAACUGUACAGAAGUUCAGGAUUGACUCAAAAUGUCGUGACCACCAUAACGGACCAAUUCCCCUCGUUGAGGAAACGGUAUGAACUUGUGGUCAUUGGAUUUUGUUCGCUAUCUCUGCUUGCUGGAUUGACAAUGUGCCAGAAGAACGGUUAUCACUGGUUCAACUUAUUUUUCGGGUCGGUCGCUGGAACUGCAGUACUGAUCCUCUGCCUAAUCGAAAUCAUCAUCUGCGUCUUCGCCUACGGUGAGACCAAAACUGUGAUGGGCAUAGUCUUCGUUGACUGUAUGGGAGAUCAAACCUCAGCAGAGACAUUAGAGAGGACCUACAAAUUUCAUUGA